Messenger RNA from Trichoderma aggressivum f. europaeum, 3414 nucleotides. RefSeq lists its product as uncharacterized. The record is from RefSeq and is a predicted model, not a curated record. The coding region runs from base 1 to 3414 and encodes 1137 amino acids. Lineage: Eukaryota; Fungi; Ascomycota; Sordariomycetes; Hypocreales; Hypocreaceae. Gene Ontology annotation, cellular component: nucleolus. Gene Ontology annotation, biological process: maturation of LSU-rRNA from tricistronic rRNA transcript (SSU-rRNA, 5.8S rRNA, LSU-rRNA); maturation of 5.8S rRNA from tricistronic rRNA transcript (SSU-rRNA, 5.8S rRNA, LSU-rRNA). The transcript is spliced from 2 exons.
AUGGGGAAACGAGCUUCAAUCGAUGCCGACGGAGCUGCUGCCUUCCGAAAGCGGCAGAAAAUCACCCACGAUGUUCCUACCGGCGAGGAUGUGAGCUCUGGAGAGCAGCUCCGAAGCCUCCUCUCGUUCGACCAAGACAUGCGCCGAGCAAGACAUGGUUUACAAUCCUUCAAAAGACUGCUUGACAACAUUGUUUCCGGUGAUGGUGAUCGACCUGCGAAUCUCGGCACUCUACGAGAAUAUCUCGAAUUGGUCAAACCGAGGCUGGAGGGCGAGGAUGCCGUCUUUCUGAGUGACAUCAUGGAGAUGUGGUCGUUUGCUGCCCAGGUGAAUGACGGCGGUGUCAUGUCCUCUGUGGCCGUUGUCCUCGCACUCGUGCUAAAUGUCGUCUCGGACUCGUUGGAGCUUGUCAAGCACGGACUUGGUAUCUGCCAGUCGCUUGUCCAAGAUCGUCAGCUCAAGUCGAUAUCGAAGAAUCUGUCAUCGGACAAGACAAAAGGCUUCAUCAUAUCGCCCACACUGCGCCUGCUUCGAGAAGCUGUAUCUCUGGAUGGAGGCGCCUACGCCAGACGGAUAGUUCGCGCCAGAACUUUUACCCUCGCGUCGCUUGGCAGGAAUUUGGAGAUUGGUAACACUGGAGACAAUCAAGGGGACUCUCGCAAAUCAACAGUGAGAACAAAUGCUGUCCGGUUCUUCUUGAGCUGUCUCAAGUAUCUGCAUUCUGACGGCAGAAAAGAGCUGCUCUCUCAAAAAGAACUGCUGUCGCAUUUAACGUUCAUGAUCAAGAGCGACCCCUCAUCCCUUGUUCUGGAGAUUUUGGACGGUUUCAAGACUCAUGUGUUGGCGGACAGCAAAAUCUCUCGAGAGAUCAAGUUCAAGUCCUUCAACACCAAGACUCUGAUGCGAAUUCUAGCUCUCUAUAGCUACUCUAACAGCACAGAAUCAGAGAGUGAUGUCGAUCGAGUGAGCGAAAAGGCCCACGAGUUCCUCAUGUACGUCUGCACCAAUCCCGGUGCCGGAAUCCUAUAUCCGUCUACAGGCCUUUACCCUAAGGAGACGAAUGAGGAGUUUUCAGUGCAGCUCGCCAAACAAAAGGGCUCAGCGCACAGCACUUUGGGCAAAGACGAUACAUAUCGCGAUGGCGUCUCCGUUUUCAAUUUUGUUCUAUCCGAAUUUGCGGCGAAGCUGCGUCCCUGGUCUAGCAUGAAGCACAGCCAGCUAUUGACAGCGAUAUUCGAAGCUGCCCCAGAACUCAUAUCAAACUACUUUUUCAACAACCAGUCGUUCACUUUUGAGCCAAAGCUGACAAUGACAUGGAUCGGAUAUGCUUCGUUUCUCUUCGAUACGAUGAGGAUCCCGCUUCCCCCUUCGUUCGGCGACAAGACACGCUUUGCCCUUGGCCCUCCGCCUACGUCUGUCGUCCUGGACAAUAUCUUACCACUACCACUAAACCAAAAGGUUAUGAUUCGGUGCCUUUCGCCCAACUCAAACCUUACAUCUUUCUUUGCGACAAGGAUGCUAGUUGAAGCGCUGGAAAAGCUCUCGGUAGCCAUCAAGCUGCAUGAAGAGGGCUUCCGGGCAACAGACGCUCGGUGGUCCGAGGCAGCUCGAAGGUUGAUUGAUGCAUUCUGCAGACGCAUCCCAGACAUGAAAGAGAUUGUGCGAAGCUACAAGAGCAUACCCAGUGAGAAUGCAUUGCAUAAAACCAUGGCCAGCAGGCUUCUUCAUUUGUAUUAUGAGAUGAUUCCACAAGUAGCGCUGGCUGCAAACUUUGACGUCUCGCCCUUCUUCGUCAGCGUUCUACGGAGCUUACAGGAUGGCAACUCGGACCAGCAGCACGACGGGUUCCGUGAGAUGGAGCUGGAGAACCUAGUGUCGAUGGCCAGCUACUCUCCCGGUAUGCGAUGGUUUGCGAGAAUUGAGAUUCUCGCCGGCAAAGGCCCAUCAUCGCCAUUCACCGCACUCCUUAAGCUCCUUUCCAGCAGCGAUCGGAUUGCACCCCUUCAUCAGCUGAAAAAGGUGCUUGGAGAUGUUGCUGUAGAAAAUCAGCUCGUUUCCCCGGCUACCAGACUAAAACCUCUUCUUCAAGCCCUUGCAUUGAGCAUAGACGAAAAUAGUCCGGAGAAUAUGGACAAGGUCUGGUCUUUCUUGGAUAACUGUAUUAGCCGUUGCGCUACUUCGCCAAUCAAAUACCUCGACGUGCUUGAGAACUAUCUUGUUGGUGGGAAGGGCGAGACACAAGCAACGACUGAUGAUCGCAGCUUCAAUCUGCUUGCCGUCGCCAUAGCGGAACAGCUACCCUUCAUCAUUAACUCCGCAGAUGCCAAAGAGCGUGAUUCACUAUCAAGCUUCAUAUCCCUCUAUUUCAGCGCAUUAUAUAAGAAAAAGGGAAGCGAUGCCCUUAAACGAGUCUACAUAAACAUUGAAGAGUGCUUCUCCUCUCACUCUGUCAAGCUUGCAGGCUUGGGAACGCGAAAGAUACCCAAAUCCUCAUCUGGCGAAGACGAUGACCAAGGGGAGACCAGAGAAAGCGCUCAACAGAAAGAAGGUGUAUUGGACCAGGCAAAGCUCGAAGAAACGCUGCACAUUCCAUUUGCAAGCUCUGAAGAUACCAGCGUUCUUCUCAAGUGGCACAAUAAAGCCGUCGAGGAUCUCAUUGAAGACGGCUUAAUUACAAGCCUGAUUCGUCUCCUCGCGUCAGAGCACAUCAACAUCCGCAAAGAGGCCUUGACAAACAUCCUCAAGAUGGCCGCGAAAAUCGACGAAUCGGCCUACGAAGAGAAGAAGCAGGUCUGGCUGCUCCUGUCCGAACUGGCCGAAUCCUCGCGGCCACAGGUCGACAACGGGCCCGUCCCGUCCGCAUUCAUCGCCUUUUCCAUCCACGCGCUCGACAUCCUCAAGAGCCCGCUCCACCCGCUCUACCCAAAAAUCAACGGCUUCCUGACGCGCAGCCCCGUCUGGUCGCCCGAGAAGCUGCCCCUGGCGCACGACAUCCUGCACGGAGAGCCCUCGGAGGACGACAAGUACUACACCGAAAUCGCCUGGUUCCUGACGUACGUGCUCGACGCCCUCAAGACCCCCUUUGACCUGGGCGUCUUCCACAAGAAGCGCUGGCUCGAGAAGAUGCUCGCCCUGGGCAGCAACCCGUAUCUUCGCUCCAACCUUCGCAUCCGCAUCCUCAGGAUCGUGUACCGCGCCACUUGCAUCGACUCCGGCAGCACCACGCUCAUCACUAGAUUCGGCCUCCUCGCGUGGCUCGACGCUCAGCGAUCUGCAUGCGGAGUUUCCGACGACGCCCACCUCUACAAGGCACUGAUGGAGCGGGCGUGGAAGACGUGUGACCAGACAAGAGUCAACGCAUGGAGUAAAGGGGGGGUGGAAAAGCUACUGGAGAACCUGCAGUUGCAACAGUGA